AUGCGCCGCGUUACUAGUGGCAAUGUCGUGUACCGCAGAUACAGCGCGGCGGCGGCGGCGGUUUUUCUGCGUGGGUAUCACAUGCCCGGGUGGAAGACAAGUGUAAGCACCAAGGAUGCGCGGACGCGGGAGCAGCGGGAGGCGGAUCGAAAGACGCGGCAGAUUGAAAAACUCCCACGGCCGCAGGCGCUGCAUGACUUCCAGUAUCCUUACGAAAAGACUAUUCUGAGCGACUCGAUGUUUCAGUACCCUGUGUACGAGAACGAGCUGGACACCCCGCACCUCUUCAACAUUGUCCCACCCCCAGAUUUCUUUAUUUACUGGAAUGUGGCCGAUUUUGAGCGGACGUCGUACCCACCGCUUCCGGAGGAAGACCAUCGAGUGCUGCUCCCACGCGCGGACUCGUCGGCGUGGAAGACUCAUCGUCAGCGCUCACUAAGGUAUCUCCGCAAACACGAGAUUUUGCCACACUAUCUACCACACGUGCGGCAAGACGUGAAUCUAUCGGUUGUAUUUCCAGGGAUGUACGCCACACGGGCUCGCCGGUGCGAAGAGACGGGCGAGGCGCUGCCGCCACCUCCACCUGUUACCGAAUUGACUCAUCGCAAUUUUUGGAUGACCGCCCACUGUGGGAAUUACAUAGAGCUUACCGACCUACAACAUCCGCCUUCUAUUUUUUUCUUUGAGGAAGACGAGGGUGAGGCAAAGGAGGCUGCCACUAGUGUUGAAUUCUAUACACUUGUGAUAGCUUCCCCGGACUUUCCGUAUCGCGUUCCCGCCGAGGUUGAUGGGAGAAGGGAAAAAGGCUUCUUUCUUAAUUACAUGGUGGUCAAUCUUCCAGGUGGUGGCAAUGCCCCACAUGCACCCGUGGCAAGUGGGAUUGUGGUGAAUACACGAGGCGCUGAUAAAAAGGGCGAUGUUGCCUUGCCAUACGUCCCUCCACUGCCAACGGAGGAUGCAGGGACCACUAGGCAUCUAUGCAUGCUCUUCAAACAAUCUGGUUACGCGAGUGACAUAACGACUAUAACGGAUGACACGGAGGAGAGCUUUGCAGCUCGUAGUGAUUUCCGUCUCCAUGCGCCUCAUCGAGAAGGGUUUUCAGUAUCGUCUGUAGCAACUCUUCGUGAGGUGGAUGCGGUGCUUCCCUCUGACCCAUGUGCUGUCACUUUUUUUCAAACAAAGUGGGACAUUCAAGUGCAGGAGUUUUACGAGGCGCGCGGAAUUCCUGAACCGGCUGCUCCACCUGAUGAGGAGAUAGAUGCCAUACUUGCGUAUCAUGCAAAGAAGCCGUCUGAACUGCGCGUUCGUGCCCGACAUCGUCCGGACGGCGCCACAAAUAUGGGGGAUGAUCCCAAUUUCUGGGGACAGUCCGAGCCAACCAUGAUGGCAUCUGGUUCCAUGCAAUCUCUUUGGUCUAGGCGAACCGCAAUCGGGAAAAACGGUGUACCUGUAACAUACCGGCGCUGA
This is a messenger RNA of Trypanosoma rangeli, 1467 nucleotides long. RefSeq lists its product as uncharacterized. Bases 1 to 1467 code for a protein of 488 amino acids. The record is from RefSeq and is a predicted model, not a curated record. The transcript has a single exon. Lineage: Eukaryota; Euglenozoa; Kinetoplastea; Trypanosomatida; Trypanosomatidae.